CGUUAUUCUUCCUCCUCUCUCUCUCUCUCUCUCUCGUCUCUCUCUGUCGGUCGAUCUCGGGCGAGGAGUUAUGGAGGCGUUGUCAUGGGACGCCCUCCGGAAACAGGCAAGGAAACUUGAAGCUCAGCUGGAUGAGCAGAUGAAUUCAUAUCGUAGAUUGGUUUCCACAAAACCUGAUGGUUCAGAGAAGGAUCUUGAAUCUGGAAUAGAGCGAUUUCUGAAACAACUUCAGCUAGUUAAUUCACAGAUGCAAACUUGGGUAUCUUCAGGAGGCUCAGAAAUCCUUUCACAUACAUUAACUCGGCAUAGAGAAAUUCUUCAAGAUCUUACUCAGGAGUUUUAUCGGCUCCGCUCUAGCCUUAGAGCUAAGCAGGAACAUGCAUCACUCCUUCUGGACUUCAGGGAUUUUGAGAGGGCAGGAUUGGACAUGGAAGAGGGUGCUGGUUCUGUCGAUCAGGCUCUUCUUAAAGAACAAGCAGCUUUAAGUAGAAGUUCAGGACAGAUGGAUGGUGUAAUAUCCCAAGCCCAAGCUACUUUGGGAGCACUUGUUCUUCAACGCUCAACAUUUGGUGGCAUUAGCGGCAAGAUAAGCAAUGUCAGCGGCCGACUUCCCACGGUAAAUCAUAUCCUUUCAGCAAUUAGAAGGAAAAAAUCAAUGGAUACCAUCAUUCUUUCCCUUGUUGCUUCUGUUUGUACGUUUCUUAUCUUGAUUUACUGGUUGUCAAAGUAAGAUGCAGUUUGAGAAGUUGCCAUUUGAACGAUUUUCCUCUGUAAUCACACACAUCUAGCUGUAAUGCUUAUUAUAUUAAGAUUUUUCAUUGUUGUGUUCGUCACUAA
Molecule: messenger RNA, 837 nt
Organism: Elaeis guineensis (African oil palm)
Lineage: Eukaryota; Viridiplantae; Streptophyta; Magnoliopsida; Arecales; Arecaceae
Product: Golgi SNAP receptor complex member 1-1
Biological process (GO): inter-Golgi cisterna vesicle-mediated transport; vesicle fusion; endoplasmic reticulum to Golgi vesicle-mediated transport
Cellular component (GO): cis-Golgi network; SNARE complex; Golgi medial cisterna
Molecular function (GO): SNAP receptor activity
Source: RefSeq, a predicted model, not a curated record